Messenger RNA from Pyricularia grisea, 1482 nucleotides. RefSeq lists its product as uncharacterized. The transcript has a single exon. The record is from RefSeq and is a predicted model, not a curated record. Bases 1 to 1482 code for a protein of 493 amino acids. NCBI's taxonomy places the organism in Eukaryota, Fungi, Ascomycota, Sordariomycetes, Magnaporthales, Pyriculariaceae.
AUGGCGCAGGAUACAUCGGGAGCCGGCAGCGGCUCCAAUUAUGGCAAGGUCAUAAGCGACGGGCACCAGACCGUGUCCCUGGCUGCGGCCGUUGUAGACUUUGCAGGCGGGUAUUGGAAAAGCUAUUCGAGCAAGCAGAGUGCCGCCUCCGCCUACCGCGCCAACCUGGGCGAGUGGGCGGAUGAGGCCAUCGACCGCGAUAACCAGUGGCUGCAGCCCGUGCUGCGCCUCAAGCCCUUCGAAGACCAUUUGUUCGGGUGCCACGGCCGUCCGGUACCCACCGGCGAGUGCAGGUCGCGUCUUGCAUGGGCGCAGCUGCUGUACGCCCUCGACAUCCGCCCCGGAGCCAAGGUGCUGGAGUGGCGCCUGCCGCCCAAGGCUAUAGACCCCAGCGAGACGGGCAGCAUCGCCCUUAUUGUCGACGGCAGCGUCAUGUGCCACAUCAUAAAUCUGUACCGUCUGUACAAGAACCCCGUCCCGGUGGAGUUUACGCCUAUGAAGCCCAUGCAGGGAGAGCCCAGCGGGUGCAACUUCUCUUUUGGCCGGUUGACGGUUCAACGCCUUGGUGCAGACCGGUUCACGGCCAGCUUCGAUCCAGGCUCGCGAGGCGACUUGGCCGCAAAGCGGGUGCCCUUUUCUCACAUAGCGUCUUACCUCCCUGGGACGCAUCUCAAGUUCGAGCGGAACACGCUGAUGUUCAAGUACUUUGACUGCGUGCUCAGGCAGGUGCCCGCAGUUGAGGGGGCCAGCAUGAGCCCACUGCCACCACCGAAUGCGCCUCCCCAGACGAGAGUUGAAUACUACAACCACAGCAUCAAGAUGCUACGGAAUCCGCACCAAUGUUCAGACAAAUGCGUGCUGGAGUGCUUCCGCUCCUCUUCGUCGCACAGUUGCGGAGAUGGGUGCAGAAGAUGGUGCCGUAAGAAGAGUAAGGAUGAUUGGUCAAGCCCACGGCUAGUGAUGGGCUCUUGGAUCGCCGGAAUCGAGCGCAUCAAGCGGCGCGUCACGACAAACGGCGGCGGAGAUUACGGUCUGCUGGAUUUCAUCGUGGACACUCUGGAGAAGCGGCCACAGUUUGUCUCGGAGCUGACCAAGAAGAUGAGGGAUUUGAAAUAUUCUGCUGGCGGCGAUGAAAUAACUGAGGACAUGCGGGCCAAAAAUGUAUCCGAAAUCCUCAAAGAGAGGUGUAUGUUCGCCAAGGACAGACUUGUCAUCUACUGGCACCCUAAUGGCGAGUCGAAAAAAGAUCCACGUUACUACAUUGGCAAGCACCAAAUUAUAAAGGAGUUGCCGGCAGUCCUCGAAGAACUCACCAGGGAGCGUCAGGUUGGUUGGCUAGCGCAGGUAGCCACAAUCGAUCCCGCGGUGUUCUUGGAAAUGUUCAAGCAAGAAGAAGAAUUCCGAAACUUGUCCGUCUUGGUGCUGGAGCUGGGUCCAGAACACGACUUAUGGAAGGGUGAGUGGGAGGUCAAGGGGGAAUAA